Molecule: messenger RNA, 1224 nt
Organism: Closterium sp. NIES-65
Lineage: Eukaryota; Viridiplantae; Streptophyta; Zygnematophyceae; Desmidiales; Closteriaceae
Source: the annotation of a GenBank genome assembly
AUGCCGCCUUUACGCUUCGAGUCGCAUCACGGGCAGGAUGAAGAUUUUGAGCUGCCCGAGCCAGUCCUCCUGGACGGAUUUCACCUCCAGGAGAUUGUAUUGGAUGACGGGAGCUACUUCUUCACGCCUCCACGUGAAACACCCUUUACUCAUUACAAGCUGUCUCCUUUCAAGUCCGUUAUCAGCAAUAGCAAUGCCACACAAAAAGAUCUGAGUGGCUGUGAGCCUAUGGAUACCGAUCUAUCCACAGCAAUUGCAGCUGCUUCUACCGAGGAUGUGCGCAUGCAGGAAGUGCUUAUAACGGGAGUGCAUACUCCGCAGGGAGAGCUUGAACAUGCUAGUAACACGGAUGGAGUGAGCCACGCGGAUCAGCGUACUGGAGUGUUGGAGUCAGAGGGGGAUGCAGCUGCUAGGAAGGAAGGAGGGGGAAAGGAAGUGGACCAGAGGAAAGGAGAGACGGUGGGGUGUUUGGAGGAGGUGGGUGGAGGGGUUGGGGCGGCAGUGACAGAGGAACGAGAGGAGGAGGUGGAUAAUGCCACAAUACAAGUGGCUACAGCAAGUGUGACUGGAGGAGCAGCGAUGCAGGAAGAAAUGACAGACAUGUUGAAGAACGAGCUGAAGAGAGAGUCUCCAACGGUUAAGGGAAGUAGCGGUACUAACCCCAUUAAAGCCCACGUGCAAGGUGGCGAUGGUGUGUUCCGAAGCUCCAUUGAACCCCCCCAUAGGGGUCAUGCUAGUCCGUUGCACCUGGUGUUACCCUCGUUGGCUCUUCUGGAAUCUAGGAGCAGCGGAGAGCAGCCAGGGGGGCAUGGGACAGCAGCAGAGGAGAAAGCAGCAGGGGAAAAAGCGCCAGGGGAGAAGGGAGAUUCUGGGGAGGAGGAUGCUGCAGGGGAGGGAGGUGCUGGGAAUACGGGAGCUGCAGGGGACGGAGGGGAGGACGAUGGGAGCAGCAAGAGCCAGAAGGAUAUCGGCGGCAAAUACAUGUCCCCUGCUCAAACCAUCACGAGCCCGAACCAUGGCCCAAGUGAAACUCUGAGACAGUCCCAAAGCCGCACCCGUCCAGGCUCGGCAGCACUGUACAUAGCCACAUACACAGCACUGGAGUGGGCGCGGUUCAGAUUCCAAACCUCCCUUCUAGGCUUGGCAGCACUGUACAUACCCAGGUGGUACACCAGAAUUUGUCUGGUGGAGUGGUUCAUCAAACUGGUAGUCCUUCGAGGAUAG